Molecule: messenger RNA, 4336 nt
Organism: Priapulus caudatus
Lineage: Eukaryota; Metazoa; Priapulida; Priapulimorpha; Priapulimorphida; Priapulidae
Product: eukaryotic peptide chain release factor subunit 1
Exons: 10
Coding region: 351-1661 (436 amino acids)
Biological process (GO): cytoplasmic translational termination
Cellular component (GO): cytosol; translation release factor complex
Molecular function (GO): sequence-specific mRNA binding; translation release factor activity, codon specific
Source: RefSeq, a predicted model, not a curated record
CUAUAUCCCGCUCGUCCAUGACGUCGUUAGCCACACAUGCUUGACGAUUGCCCAACAUCUAUGCCAUACUUUGUUUAGUUUUAGUCCAUAUUCUUGUGAAAAAUUCGUUCUAUAACCAUUUGCAUACGACAUCAACUAUAUCGUGAAACUUAGAAGUCUAGUUUUGGAACAUUUUCGUUUGCUUGCGACGACAGAUUAUCGUAAAAAGUCUGUCGAUUUUUGGACGGAAAAUUUCAUACCAGAAAUCCAGACAGCCUAGGAAUCCUACCGCCGUACCGGGGACGUGUGGCGGUCCACUGGACAAAACAUCUGUACCAGGUCGCUAGGCAUUAACCCCAUAUCCUGUCAACAUGGGCGACUCCGAAACGGCAGCAGACAGGAAUGUAGAGAUGUGGAAAAUCAAGAAACUGAUUAAAAGUUUACAACAAGCUAGAGGCAACGGCACCAGCAUGAUCUCACUCAUCGUUCCUCCGAAGGAUCAGAUCGCACGCGUCGGCAAGAUGCUGGCAGACGAACUCGGCACCGCAUCCAACAUAAAGUCGCGCGUAAAUCGGCUCUCCGUGCUCGGUGCCAUCACGUCUGUACAGCAGCGACUGAAGCUGUACUCAAAAGUUCCACCAAAUGGUCUGGUGAUCUAUUGUGGAACGAUUGUGACCGAGGAAGGAAAAGAAAAGAAGGUCAACAUAGACUUUGAGCCAUUCAAGCCGAUCAACACUUCAUUGUACUUAUGUGAUAACAAGUUCCACACUGAGGCUCUCACUGCCCUUCUCAGCGACGACAGCAAGUUUGGCUUUAUCGUGAUGGACGGCAACGGAGCUCUGUUUGGCACGCUAUCGGGAAACACGCGUGAGGUGCUGCACAAGUUCACUGUCGACCUGCCGAAGAAACAUGGUCGUGGAGGUCAGUCUGCGCUGCGAUUCGCUCGCCUGCGCAUGGAGAAGCGACAUAACUAUGUGCGCAAAGUCGCCGAGGUCGCCGUGACGAUGUUCAUCACGAACGACCGGCCAAACAUCUCGGGCCUCAUCCUAGCCGGGUCGGCCGAUUUCAAGACCGAGCUCAGCCAGUCGGACAUGUUCGAUGCGCGGCUUCAGACGAAGGUGCUGAAACUAGUAGAUGUCUCCUAUGGAGGCGAGAACGGAUUCAAUCAGGCCAUAGAGCUGUCAGCAGAGGUCCUUGCCAACGUGAAAUUCAUACAGGAAAAGAAACUGAUAGGACGAUACUUUGACGAGAUCUCGCAGGACACCGGGCGGUUCUGCUUCGGUGUCGUCGACACGCUGCGGGCGCUGGAGAUGGGCGCCGUCGAGACGCUCGUCUGCUGGGAGAACCUCGAUGUCGUGCGAUACCAGCUGAUCAACCACUCUACGGACGAGGAGCGGCUGCUGCAUCUCAGCCCCGAGCAGGCCAAGGACAAAACCAACUUCAUAGACAAAGACUCUGGGGUUGAACUAGAGACUGUAGAUUUCAUGCCUCUGCUGGAAUGGCUAGCCAAUAACUAUAAAAGUUUUGGUGCUGCCCUUGAAAUCAUCACCGAUAGGUCGCAGGAGGGGUCGCAGUUUGUCAAGGGUUUCGGUGGAAUCGGAGGUCUGCUGCGCUACAGGGUCGACUUUCAGGCCAUCGAGGUCGAAGAGAUGUUUGAAGAUUUUGAUCUGGACGACUACUAGAGCGCCACCUAUUGACCGUCGUACAGCAAGAAAGGGAAACUCAGUACUUCCAGUGGAUCUGAAACUCUGUUGGGCCAACGAGAGACAUUUUCCAUUUUACUAUUAUCGGAAACUUCCGGGGAGCAAAAACGGCGCGCGCCGUCCAUUUACCAGUACCGGCCGUUUGUAUACUUUGUAUGCAUUAAGUAGAGUUAAUGUAUGCAGGUGUGGCCGGAGGGAGAUGCAGGACAGUGUCGUGUCUGUAUGAGCAGGCUUGCUAUCGAUCCCACUUAACGUGGUUUUAGGAAUUUUCUGUGCCAUGCUUGAUGCUGUGAACUGCACCUACCUUCACAACCAGUCCAGCUUGUCUUAAAUGCAACCCUGGGGUGAAUAGGAAAGGCAAGAUGGUGUCACCGGGGAGCGGUGCGACAGUGACCAAUAUCGGUCCCGUGAAACAGCUGUGUGUGCGAUUAGAUAUCGCUUUGCUGGAAGAGUGGCGUCAAAGGCAUGUGGAGUGACACCAUGUGCUUGUGGUGUGUUGGGGACAAGGGUUGGGGGUGACACAAAAACAACAUGUGCUUGUGGGGUGCUGGGGACAAGGGUUGGGGGUGACACGAAAACAAAUCGGCCAUUCAGAUGAAAUUUGUGUCGCAACCAAUUAUUAAUUGACACCGCCUUCCAGCCUUCCCCUCGUAGCAUGAGUAGUAACCUCUUCCUCUCCCCCUUCCUUUCUCUCCCUUCUCUCUGAGACUGUCUCUAUCUAUCUAUCUUGCUCGCUCUCUCUCUCUCUGUCUCUCUCUUUCUCUCUCUCUCUCUCUCUCUCUCUCUCUCUCUCUCUCAAAAUUUGUCGUACUCAAGGGUAAAAGAUAGUGUGUUUCCUACAUCACAGUGGCUCAUGUAUUAUAGAGAUAUGGCCUUCAUGGUAGACAAUAACAUAACUUACUAUCUGCUUUAAGGAACCAUCUGUUUGGUCUUCGGAACAGGAAUAUCGGGGCAUUAAAUGUAUUUUAGAAUGCCUAACCGUUUAACACAUUCUGCAUGUGUCUUUCUGGUGACAUUUACUUGAAUUACUUCACGUGAUUUUUCUUUCAAAGUAAGAUAAUGUCCAGUCCCUCUGAGAAUGUGCUACAUUCUUUUCCAUCGUACUCUUGUCCUUGUCAGUAUGACAUCAAUGAUAAAAGUGAAGGUGGUGCAGUAAGUUGCAAUUUUAUACCAUAUUAAAUGUCUGGUAAUUGACCUAUCUGCCUGGCAUGAUUGAUAGGCAGCUUUAGCCAGUUGCUGUUAUGCUAGGACGUUUUAAAAGACAAUAUAUUGCAACUAAGUGCUGCAAAGUCAACAAUUUGGUGUAUACACAUGAUGGGAAAUGUCUGUAAACUGGUCUAGCUUGUAGCAAUAAUAUCUAAGAGUGGCGUAUUUACCUCGUUCAGAUGGAUAGGUCAUCUCUGGAGAGUGUACCAUUUCUUAUUGUUGUCUUCUGCUCCGCUCUCCUGUCUUUCGAUGAUUCCUCUCCCCCUUCUUCCGUGCAGUGUAUGUACUGUUGUUCUCAUGAUUCCGUCGUGCUGCCGUGCCUGUGAGUACAAUCGUAAUCUCAGGUCUUCAGCCGUGGGGUCUGAGGACCUCAGCUGCGGUUUGCGAGCCUUGGCUGGGGGUCUGUGAGCCUCAGUUGGUGUGAGUCUUCUAAAUUGGUAAUUGAGGCAGGGUGAGCUCCCGCUAGCUUCCAACAGCUUGUAUUCAGUAUGAUUUUUCACAUUUCCCUCUUUUAGAGUGUAAAGAUCUAGAAUCUGGGAUCAGAGGCUCAUUGUCAAAAACAAGAUUAGCUUAACAUUAGUCUUGACUUUCUCUCGUAGACGGGACCUCUAUACACUGCGUAUGAGAAACUCGUAACUCUACCAUGAUUCUGUUAACGGUCUAUGAGAAAGAGUUGACUGAGACUACUUUUGAGAGUAAUGUUGAGACAUAUUUGUGUUUCUCACAGCAGGCCUCGGAUUUUAGAUAAUAUAUAGAAGUGUAUGUUGGAUCUGAAUGUACGCUAACGUGCCGUGGGGUGGUGGUCACUGUUACAAUAAUGUGUGGUGUGAUAUUGUAUCAUGAUCAUUAACUUUGCUGCUGUGUUACUGAAGAUUGCUGUAGAAUUGUAACAGAUGUAACAUUGUGCCAUAGCGUGAUAUGUAUAGCUGUGGCAUUGAGGCACGUGACACAACAUAGUCACGUAACAUGGUGUGCACUGCUGCAGAAAUAGAUUGUUCCAUGCCACUGUCUGUUGUUACAUGGUGGAGUGUUCAGUGACACAGUAUGAUGUACUAUGGUGGAGUGCUCCGUAACACAGUGUUGUGACGUUGUGAAGCAUUCCAGUACACAUUAUGUUGUAACAUGGUGAAGCAUUCCGUGACAAGUGUUGUAACAUUGGGCAGCGUUCCGCGACACAUUCUGUUGUAACGUAGUGGGUUGCACUAGUUAGUGUGGAAUGAAUAACCCUGUGGAAUCACGCUGUUUUAUAAUGUGCUACUCACCGACAUAGGACACAAAACAUUGUUGCAGUUCAUCAUUAUGUUGCGUCAACUGCUGGAAGGACAAAGAGGACAAUUUGUACGUGUUAUGAUAAUCUAAUUAUUGGGUUGGAUGAGGUGUUAUGAGAAAUUUGUUUAAAUAGAAAAAUUGCGUCCGUUUUUUGAAAUAAAAAUCAUAUACGCUGUUCA